AUGGAUUCUAGUAUUUGCCUUGUUAGUUGUGUUGUUUCGGUGAUUUUAGUUUUUUUCGCGGUUGUUGACAUUGCAUCGGCUGGCCCUCUUAGACGUGUUGUGAAUUCGAACCCACAUUGGCACUCUGCUUCAGCUACUUGGUAUGGUAGUCCUAAUGGAGAUGGUAGUGACGGUGGAGCAUGUGGUUACGGGACGAUGGUUGAUGUGAAGCCGUUUAGGGCCCGAGUUGGGGCCGUGAGUUCGGCCCUUUUUAAAAAGGGCGAAGGUUGUGGCGCUUGCUAUAAAGUAAGAUGCUUGGAUAAAACCAUUUGCUCGAAACGGGCGGUGACAGUUAUUAUUACCGAUGAAUCUCCUGCCCUAACUAAAGGUCUAGUGCACUUCGAUCUUAGUGGGUCCGCGUUUGGACGCAUGGCUGUUUCGGGUCGUAACACUAAACUGCGCAACCGUGGUAAAAUCUCCAUUAUUUACCGCAAGACUCCUUGCAAAUAUCCUGGACAAAACAUUGCAUUUCAUGUAAAUGCAGGCUCAACACCUUAUUGGCUUUCACUUUUGGUGGAGUUUGAGGAUGGAGAUGGUGAUAUUGGAUCCAUGCAAAUAAGAGAGGCAAAGUCUAAUAGAUGGUUAACCAUGUCACAUCUAUGGGGUGCAAAUUGGUGCAUUAUUGGUGGACCAUUACAAGGACCAUUUUCAGUGAAGUUAACCACACUAACCAAAAAGAGAACCCUCUCAGCUAGAGAUGUUAUUCCAAGUAAAUGGACUCCUAAGGCUACUUACACAUCUAAACUUAACUUCUUAAAGUAACU
This is a messenger RNA of Solanum verrucosum, 803 nucleotides long. RefSeq names its product expansin-B3-like. Gene Ontology annotation, biological process: sexual reproduction. Bases 1 to 801 code for a protein of 266 amino acids. Lineage: Eukaryota; Viridiplantae; Streptophyta; Magnoliopsida; Solanales; Solanaceae. The record is from RefSeq and is a predicted model, not a curated record. The transcript is spliced from 4 exons. Gene Ontology annotation, cellular component: extracellular region; plasmodesma.